Molecule: messenger RNA, 2886 nt
Organism: Aspergillus nomiae NRRL 13137
Lineage: Eukaryota; Fungi; Ascomycota; Eurotiomycetes; Eurotiales; Aspergillaceae
Product: cytochrome P450
Exons: 8
Molecular function (GO): heme binding; iron ion binding; monooxygenase activity
Source: RefSeq, a predicted model, not a curated record
CAUCCUUUGUGCUCCAGAAAUAUAUAUUCCUCGCUGCAACGCGCGGCUAGGAAGCCCAGAAGGGAACCCAACCCUGAAGCUCAUGGACAGCGUACUGCUGAUGGUCUUUCGGAAGCUCUGAACAAUCAUCAAGUCACCAUUGCUACACGGUCGAACUACGUCUACACUCUACCGAAGCCAUUUUAUAUCAUGAUCUCGGCAUUACGUUACUUGUUCUGGCUAAUGGCGGUGACCUCGUUCUAUAUGAUGUACAUUUCAUUAUUCAACAAUGGAUUCUUCGAUCUUCUCUCGCAACAGCUGGCGACUAGAAUGGCUCCUGGGGAACCGCCUGUUGCUCUUCUAUCGGAGUAUACUGGGCUAAAAGCCCUCGACAGUAUAUUGGAAAAUACAAUCAUCUUCUUUUGGCCGAUUUCCCAGGGCCACCAUGCUGGUUUGUCCUUACUGGGACUGGGCUUUGCGGGGGGUAUGGUUGGCAUCUGGAUGAUCGUUGUGGUCCAUAUCUGCCGGACAUUCUCAUUCAUACGUGGCAUGGCAAUAACUCUCAUCGUUGGGAUUGCACAACAGGCAGUUGGUCCUGGAGUCGUGAUACCAUGCUUCUUUGCUGUGGCUUCUAAGGCUAGACCGGUCUGUGAGAGCCCACAUCCUACAGGAGCAGGUCCCACACCCACCGACGGUCUAGUUGCUUCGAUGAUCAUGAGCUAUAUCCUGCCCUUGGCGACAAUGUCCCUCACAGCGCCUUCAAUGAUUGCCCCUGAUGUCAAACAACAACUCAUCGCGGCAUGGCAAGGGUGGCCAGUAUAUUUUGUCGUCCUAUUGAUCGUCCACCAUUAUACCAUGGGUUCUACACACCCGCGGGGAGCAUCAGCACGUCGUCAGCUACGUUCCGUGUAUCGCUUCGGUUUCCUCUGCUCCUAUAUCUGUCAUAUGGCGUGGCUCUCGGCAUUCGUGGCGUCCAAAAUCCAAUCUUUUGCCCAAUCACAUGAUCUCUACUACCUGCGUCCAUACGGUGUCACGUUUCCGCUCUUCAAUCAGCCUGCAGAGGGACUCGGAGCUCUUGAAGCUGGAUUGUUUACGUUCCUCCAAUGGGACUACGGUAUUGCUGCAGUGGCCACGAUGGUGUGGAGCACCGAUCGUUACAUCCAAGACUGCCACCGAGCUGGAUUGGAGAUCAGCAAAUCCCAACUGAUCCGACGGUUGCUUGGAUGGAUGCUGAUUGAUGGGCCCUCGGCUACGGCUGUUAGACUUGCGUGGGAAUCGGAAGAUAUCUCAUAUCUGCAGGACCGAGGUGUUGGGAUGCGUGCUUUGAAUUCCUCGAAGAUACACAUGGAUAUAGACAUUCUCACUGCCACGGUGGCCAAGUAUAGCCAUUCGUUUGCAGCAGAGAACGGUUCUAUUUUGUUUGCUAUCUCGCUGGUCAUCCUGUUUACGUGGUUCAUAAUCCCCAACCCCGUGAAACGCAGCAAUGUGUCUGUCCCCACUGUUACGCUCUUCAAUCCUUAUCUACCUGAAUUCCUGAGUCGAGUGUGGUUCAACUCAACAGCCCCUACAGUGAUCUACAAGGGAUAUCGACAGUAUAAGGAUCGAGCAUUCCGCCUUCUCAAGCCCGAUGGGGAUAUUAUCGUGCUAUCGAAUAAGUACGUGGAGGAGCUGCGCCAGCUCCCUCUCACAACGCUUAACGCUCUGGAAGCGGUGUUCGAGGAUCAUGUGGGCAAAUACACGACAAUAUUGAACGACAGUCACCUGCAUACUGAGGUUAUACAGAAGCGCCUAACUCCUGCGAUCAGUCGAUUGGUGCCCCGGAUUAUAGACGAAUUAGAUCAUGGCUUUCAAGUUGAGAUGCCAGAUUGCGAACAUGAAUGGGUCCCAAUCAAGCCGUAUGAGCUUUUCCUCCGCCUAGUCGCUCGAUCUGGUGCCCGUGUGUUUGUAGGACCAGAAAUCUGUCGUAGUGAGAAAUGGCUGGCUGCUUCGAUCGACUUUACCAAGAAUAUCUUCAUGACAAUCGCACUGCUGCGCCCAAUACCAAGCUUCCUCCAUCCGAUCGUCGGGUCCAUAUUACCUAGCAGUCGCAGCCUAGAUACACAGCUACGAUACGUGCAAGAUGAGCUUCUCGGUCCAGAGAUAGCGAGACGCCGGCAGAAGGAAGCGUCAGGCGACCCUGACUACCAGAAACCGGACGACUUCCUCCAAUGGAUGAUGGACCUGGCCCAGAAUGAUCACGAGGGCGAUCCAAGGAAUAUUGCGCACCGUCUGCUGGGUCUUACCAGUAUGGCAGUCGUCCAUACAAGUGCCAUGUCGAUCACCCAUGGCUUGUAUGAUCUCAUUACGAUGCCUCAGUGGCUGGAGCCCCUCCGGCAGGAGAUUCAAGAGGUCCUGCCCGACUGGAAGUCUACCACCUACGCUAAUCUGGUUGCGCUCAGGCACCUAGAUAGCUUUCUCAAGGAGUCACAGCGCUUCAAUCCUCCAGGCGAGCUAUCCUUCCAUCGGGUAGUCAAGAAAGACCUGGUCCUCUCCGAUGGCCUCCGACUUCCAAAGGGCACCCAUAUCUGCAUGGCAUCUGGACCCAUCGGCAUGGAUACUACAUAUGUCUCCAACCCCGACACGUUCGACGCCUUCCGCUACGUCGACGGAGACAAGGCUCAGUCCCAGUUUGUCCACACGGGUGCCACCAGCAUGCACUUCGGACUAGGUCGGUAUGCAUGUCCCGGUCGCUUCUUCGCCACGUUUGUUUUGAAGGCCAUCCUCAGUCGGUUUCUCGUGGAUUAUGAGUUUGGAUUUGGCUCUGAUCAGGUUGGGAGGCCGAAGAAUAUGUUACUGGGGGAUAAAAUCGUGCCGAACACCUCUACUGAUGUGUAUGUGCGAAGGCGGCCUGGAUCACGGACGGCCUAA